Messenger RNA from Paramecium sonneborni, 203 nucleotides. The record is from the annotation of a GenBank genome assembly. Lineage: Eukaryota; Ciliophora; Oligohymenophorea; Peniculida; Parameciidae.
AUGACUAAACAAGUUUUAUUUAGAAUCCAAAUCGUUGGCAUUAGAAAUAUAAAAAAAUUACACUUCUAUAAGUUCUUGUUUUUUAGUUUGAAAUUGAAGUGGAUGGAGAAAGGUAAGCUUCCUAAAUAAUUUAUUCAGGUUAAGGCUAGAAUGAAAGCUAUGUAGCAUAAAGAACUUAUAAAAUAAAAGACUUAAAUUGUUGA